Messenger RNA from Bursaphelenchus okinawaensis, 2600 nucleotides. The record is from the annotation of a GenBank genome assembly. Lineage: Eukaryota; Metazoa; Nematoda; Chromadorea; Rhabditida; Aphelenchoididae.
AUGGGAGUAAAACAAUUGUUGCCUUUUGUAGAGAAAGCUUGUCGACCAGUAAGUUUUGUCAGGUUGUUAAUUGAACUUGAAGUUUAGUUGUCAUUUUAUGGUUUUAGUGUCAUGUAGAAGAGUUUGCCGGCAAGAGAAUAGGUAUUGAUGUCAGUUGCUUAUUACACAGAGGUGUUUUUGGAUGUGUGGAGAUGAUUGCUAAAGGAUUGAAGACUAAUUUGUAAGUUUUUUUGUUAAUAUUGAAUUGUGUAGUCAAUAUUAUAAAGUGUUAAUAAAAGACCCUAUUGUUAAAUGUAAAUAUAGUUUUAACAAAAAACUGGAGAAAAUAUCUAUGAUAAUACUGUUCUAGUUGUAUCAAGUACGUUGAGAAGUAUUUGAAGGUGCUGUUUCACUAUGAAAUGGAAGUUUAUCUUAUCUUUGAUGGCAAAAGUUUGGGAGCCAAACAGGUAAGUAUUUAAAACCUUUAUUGUUUUAUGUUUAGACCUUACAACUGUUUAACAUAAUGGACAUCAAGUUUAUUUAUUACAGCUUGUAAAUAGCGAGAGAAAAGAGAAGCGACAGAGUAAUCAGAGAAUGGGGGAUGAAUUGAUGGCUGUAGGUCUAGAGGAAGAAGCCUACAAAGUAUUCCGUCAAGGCAUUGGAGUCCCAAAAGAGAUUCAAGAUGAGGCGAUCAGACAUUUUAAAGAGCAUAAUAAUGUCAAAGUCAUCAUUUCUCCGCAUGAAUCUGAUGCUCAGCUGGCCUUCAUGAUUCAGAAUGAUAUUGUUGACCUUGUUGUUACCGAAGACUCGGAUUUGAUUGUUUUUGGAGCUUCUAAGGUGAGAAUGUUUAGAAGUAUAUUUUUUACAGCUGUUGAACUGUUUUUGAACUUUUAUUAGUUUUAUAUUUUUUUUUAUUACCCAUUGAUACUUAAGAUACUACCAUUAAGUUGUGAUUUGUGCUGUUUAUGUGUACUAUUAUUUUUAGAUAUUAUUCAAAUUGAAAGAAAAUGGCACAGGUACCUUGUUUGAGCAAGAAAAGCUGCCAAGGUGUAUGUGUUUGUCUCUUUCAAAGAACUUCAAGAUGGAAACCUUCAGAAGAAUGUGUAUCAUGAGUGGAUGUGAUUACUUGCCUUCAGGUCUGAAUGGAGUCGGACUCAAAAAAGCGGAAAGUUUACUUUCUAGAACAUGUAUUACUGAUAUGAAACUGGUAAGUGAAAGAUGAGUGUUUUUUAUUAUUUACAUGAUAUGUAGUUAUUACCAUGAUAUUUAGAUAUUUGAAAGCACUGGAGGUGUGUUAUAUGAUGAUUACUGACGUAUAAUUUUAGUUACUACCAAAAGCACCGAUGUACCUCAACAACCGAUCUCUCAAGAUUACUCCAGACCUCAUUCAGAAGUUCAUUCAAGCUGAGAAUACAUUUAUCUAUCAAAUUGUUUAUGACCCUGUGUAAGUUGUUGUUUAUUUACAGAACAACUUUACAUCCGGCUUACCUAGCAUGACUUUAAAGUGAUAAAACAUGUAUUUUUAAUGGUUUUUGAUGUUUACUUUCAGAAAUAAGUGUCAAAGACCAAUCAAUUUGUAUCCGAAUACUGAAAUCGCAGAUUACAUAGAGGUAUGAUACUUUUUUGGGUAUCAUUAAACUGGGUAAUAAAACAUAGAAAGAAUGUUGCUUCAUCACAUGGUACUUACUGUCCUAUAAUUACCAAAAAAAUUAUAUUAUUAUGCUUAUUAACCUCAGCUGUUAGCACUUUUUCUAACGUUUAUCAUCUUUUCAGUACACAGACAAAGUAAAAGAGUUGUCGAGUCAAUAUGCAUACGCUGGCACAAUACUUCCACCGUCAGAAGCUGUGAAGGCGGCAAAUGGAGACUUGAUACCAGAAGCCGACGAUACUACCACUACUGAUUCUCAAGUGUUGAAGUCGGUCCAGAAUAAUAUCGAAAUGAAGUCUCAGUCUCCGAAUCUGGUGUCUCCAAGGGUUUCUGCCCUAAGGGCGUCCCUCUCGAGGUCGAAGUCUCAGCCUUCGUUGAAGGCUUCUCCGCUUCUGAAUAUGAAGCGACAACGUCCUACUGGAAUGUUUUCUCCCAAAGUCACGAAGCGGAGGAUUACUGUAGAUGAGAAGGGAGGAAUUACAUUUAAUGUCACCGGACCUUUAGAAGACAAGAGUGCUACAUGCGGGAGUACGGAGGCUAAAGUUAGUACUACAAUAAUGGAGACUAAAAAGAAAGUUGUUGUAGACGAAACGAUUGACUUGUCAAAGGUUAAUGCAAAGUAAGUUGUCAUUUUAUUAUUGAUUACGGUUUUUACAUUAAGGUAGGUAUAAGAGUACAACAAUCACUUUAAAUUUUAAUAAUAAGACGGUUAAAGAAAUAAAACAAGCCACUGUUACCUACAUUUGCCAAAGCAAUUAUUGCUUUAAAACUAUAGAUUUACUAGAUAUUCUGUAGAUAUAUACAACAUGUUUGUUUCAGAAAGAUCAUAAACCCGUUGUCUUCAGUGUCGUAUACGAAGGUGCAGAUCACGAACGUGAAGGUGAAUCGACAGUUCGUGUCACCUCUAAUUCGACGACCGUUCGCUCCGGUCGAUUCGAUGAAACCCGCGGCAACACAUCCGACAUUUCUGUAA